CAACCCCGACCCCAUCCGGAAUCUCCUUCCCGGGGAUUCAAAUCCAAAAAAACCCCCACCUGAUUCAGCCCCAAAAUAUGCUUUAGCAGUUUUAUCCCGAUGCGGGUGUCCUUCCUCUCUGUAAAGUCGUAAGUACCUCGAGGUGGGAGGAGUAAAUUCAGCCUGACACUGAGAGCGCUUUUGUUGAAACGGGAGAGACUCGCGGUGUCCCUACUUAAAUAUGACACAUGACGAUGGACAGGCCGCCCGCCCCGCCGCCCCCCAGCAGUGACCCCCGCGAUGCCCGCCGCCACGACCCCGAAGCGGAGCCCACGAGCGAGCCCGACAGCAGCCGCGGGGGCAUGGAGCCGCCGGCCGAGCCCCAGCUGCUGCUCAACGGGGCGGCCAAAGAGGCGGGCCGACCCUCCCCCGGGCCCCCCGCCGCCGCCGUGCCCGUCAUCGAGCUGGUGCGCCGGGGGGGCUCCUUGGACAUAAAAAGCCGAGAGGCGGCGGGGGAGGCGAUGCAGAGAGCGCCGGGCGCCGAGCCGUGCCGCGCCGCCGAAGCCGCCUGCGAAGCCCGCAUGGUGCAGCUGAGCCCCCCCGCGCUGCCGCUGCAGCCCCCCGGCAGGGCCAUGCUCUACAACCUGGGGCAACCGCUGGGCACCAUCGGCAGCGGGUUCUUCGGCGAGCCGGACUCCUUCUCCAUGUACGGCAGCAACCGGGUGAAGAGGAGACCGUCGCCCUACGAGAUGGAGAUCACCGACGGUCCUCACACGAAGGUGGUCCGCCGCAUUUUCACCAACAGCCGGGAGAGGUGGAGGCAACAGAACGUGAACGGAGCCUUCGCAGAGCUCCGCAAGCUCAUCCCCACGCACCCGCCCGACAAAAAGCUCAGCAAGAAUGAGAUCUUGCGCCUGGCUAUGAAAUACAUCAACUUCCUGGCCAAGCUGCUCAACGACCAGGAGGAGGAAGGAAACCAAAGGGGCAAAGUGAACAAAGACUCGGGGAUAGUCCAGGAAGACCUCCUGCAGGACAUGCUGUCUCCGAACUCCAGCUGUGGAAGCUCUUUGGAUGGAGCGGCGAGCCCGGACAGCUUCACGGAGGAGCACGACACGCUCGACUCCAAGCACGCACGGAACCUGCACCACACCAUCCUCCCCGUCGAAGGCAGCGCACAGCGGUGAUGACCCCAAAUCGCUCCCCGAGCGCUCAGAGGGUGGCGAGACCCAGGCGGGUGGGAUUUGGGACCCGGCCCUUGGCUCCCCGUCCUCUCGGCCCAGGUUGGCACGUUGGCCAACCGAAUGGGAUGGACGCUCGGUGUUUAGGUACGGGAUCGUACGAAGAAGAAAAGCAUUGAAGUCGUCUUCGUUGUACAUACUGAUUCUAAGGACAGGAGGGGAAUGUGGCCAGCACCCCUCCGGCAUUCUGAGGGUUUUUGGGGCCACCUGAGGGUCACUUCUCAAGCAGUCGCACGGCUGGGACAUGAGGAAUGAAACAUAGGGCUGUGGAGCACAAGCAACUGGUCCGAGCCAUGCUCCCGUUGACCAAGACCUUCUGACUGUAUCUUUUUAAUGAGGUGAAAAUGCCCUCAGCAAAAGAACUAUUAAAAGGAUUGAGACUGUCUUUUUUCUCUAUCUCUACUUUUUUUUUUUUUAAUUGUUUUUGUCCCCUUUCCUUUCCCUUCUACCUAACGUUGGAUUGUUUGGGGUGUUGUAUUUAUGACGUGAGAUUCCUUCUGUUCAAUGCCGUCAUGCAGUGUCCACUGAACAUAAAGGUACAUAGGGUGUUCUGUGCUCCCCACCGCCCCCUGAGCCCCCAACCCCAAGCUGUAACACAGUGGGUGAGGUCCUGCAGUGGUCUCCUCAAGUUUCCCCAGAGGUUUCUGUAGGGCUGAGCUUCUCUCAAGGAAGAUGAAACUCAGAAUAGGUUAAGGAGAGAAAAGUUGACUAGUGAUGCCUCCCCUUGAACCAGGGACUUCUUUGAAUGAAAAAAGGCAAAAAGGAAUCAAUGAUGCAUCAACAGUUCGUGUGUACAUAGGGUUAUAAAAGGGUUUCGGUGGUAUGCUUUGAAUGUUUUGGUUUUGUUGUGUGAAAGUGGUGGUGGUAGUGCACCCCUGCAAGCGCCCACAGGCUGGAUGCAAUUAGACAGUAGGAGUCCCUUGAUUGGCUGAGGCUGGUAGGAGCCACAGCCGUGCUGUAUCUCCUGGCAUGGGGUGAGCGCUAAGAGCGCUGAUGGGAUCAUCCCAAGGGCUUAGGGGCUGCAGGGAUGGUUUGGGGCCAAGCGUCUGUGCUCUGUGGUUCCUCCGUUUCAAACCAUGUGUGGAGGCUCCAAGGCAAAGAAAUCACUGCGUUACACCAAAAUCCAGACAGGUCCUUCAUAAGGGAGAAAGCCUUCGAGCUUGGUUUUAGGGCCUCUUGUAAAUAAUAGGCUGAGACUUUCCUCAGCAUGGAAUGGGUGCGUUGGGUGGGAUGUGCUUCGAGCCCAGCCCCAGAUUCUCAGAAACCAACAGCUUCGCCCAGCAUGUAGUGGGGAGAAGGAGGACGAUGCCCUCCUGGACCCAGACCCUGCGUACAGGGAUGGCUUAAGUGAAGGGGUUACCAUGGGGCAGUGCUGAGCACGAGGGGCUGCUGUUGUCACCGGUGUCCCUGGGGAUGGGCAGGGGGUGGUGACCCAGGGGGGGGGGGGGUUGGGGUCUCAUUCACUUUUUGUCCAAUUAUUGCAAGAAAAAAACACCAACACUCCGAGAUUCCUCAUUCCCCAGAAUUCUGGUUGGUUUUCUUUUUAUUUCUCCCUUCUUGGUAGCUGUAACAGUUGGCCAAUGGUACAACCUCCUCGGUCCCCAUACGCACACCUGCCCAUAGCACGCUGCCGUCCUGCCGGGGUAUGUACAGUUGUCCUUUAAUCGUGAUUGAAUGGUACAUUUCCCCCCCCCACCUCACCCCCCCCCCCCCCGCCUGCUUCACGUCUCCGUGUGUGGAGCAUCGCCCCGGUUCUGUUUGAACAGCACUGCCGCUCAGUGUCGUACCAUGUGAUUGAAUCCUCCCUCUGCCAUUCUUUUCUCUCCCGGUCCCGUCCCCCUCCCUGCCUCCCUCCCUUUGGCUUUCUGCAUUUUUUUUCAGCAGAAACGAGGUAACCAGACCCGGUACCCCGACUCUCGACCCACUGUGGAUGUGCUAUUUAGAAAACACAUUUGUUGUAAUGUGUGUGUAUAUAUAAAUAUAUAUAUAUAAUGAAUAUAUCAAGAAUAUUUCUAAAUAAAGUUUUACAAAGCA
Gallus gallus (chicken) is the source of this 3251-nucleotide messenger RNA. It is a transcript of the gene TAL1, whose product is annotated as TAL bHLH transcription factor 1, erythroid differentiation factor. Lineage: Eukaryota; Metazoa; Chordata; Aves; Galliformes; Phasianidae. Gene Ontology annotation, biological process: regulation of transcription by RNA polymerase II. The record is from RefSeq and is marked validated. Gene Ontology annotation, molecular function: RNA polymerase II cis-regulatory region sequence-specific DNA binding; protein dimerization activity; DNA-binding transcription factor activity, RNA polymerase II-specific. Bases 228 to 1163 code for a protein of 311 amino acids. The transcript has 5 exons.